GCGGAAUCUUCCUCCAAAACGUAGCAGCCAAGUCUGGCGGGAACUUUCCGGCUAUUCCUCCACAGCCUCUUUCGCACCCAUUGCAACCGUUCCAGCCAGUCGGGUUUUUCUGAGCUGUGUGUUUGUACGUCCCACCACACCAUGUUGAUCCAGAGAACGGCCAAGGGGGCCAAAACCACAACCAAGAGCCAGAGGGCCUGGAACGCACCCCACGACGCCCGCGUGGCCACUGAAACUUCAAAAAAAUCGGCAAUCCCGAAGCAAUCCUCAUCAAAUACUCCCAAGAACCCCCUGGCGCCUAACGGAUCCACCACCCUUCCGUCCUCUAGCGCGUCCAAAGCGCCCAAUGGCGUCUCCAGUGCUAGAAGCGGGUCUUCUGGCACUUCCAGCACUAUUAUCCACCCUUGCUGGUGCUGUGGUACCCUUCUAUCGUACCCAUCAAGAGCCAGCAAGUUCAGAUGCUCCGUCUGUAACACUACCAACGUGCUAGAAGAACGGCCCCACAGCGAAAUGAUGGUUCCUACUCCUGUCUCUUAUCGCCACGUCCGUCACUUGCUCGACUCGUGCCUCGCAUCUGCGUCGUCUUCCGAGAAAUCCACCCACCAGGUCUUCGAACCGCUUUCCUCGUACAUGUACGAGUCAUUUCGAUCGUACCAGUGCUUGAACCAGUCAUUUCGGAUAAACAAUGCCAGCAAAAGAGCCCACUACUCGAUGUCGAACAUCAACGCCCACGAAAUAGGCCACACGUUCCGGCUUCUCUGCACUCUCCCAACGAAAAGACCACUCUACAACUGUUUGAAAGGUGCCUCCGAGUUAGCCAGACGCUUGUACACCCAAAAAGACGACGUUAUGACAUACCUAUGGGUUUUCAUACUUUUGGAGAUUCCGUUUCUCUCCAGAUCUUUAAGCAGCAAGAGCGCCGAAAAGAUCACUACCAUGGUAGACCUGCCUGAAAUAAGGGAGUUGAGCUACGAUGUGCUCAAGAGGUGCUUAGGUAUAAUUUCCAACAUCGACUCUGCGAAGUCCAGCAACUACUUUGCCUCUUGGAUCUCGAAACUAUCGGAGGAAGAGUUGAUCAUCAAAAUUGACCUUAUCAACCUAUACAUCACCUUCCACUUGCGAAAGUACUUCAACAGGACAAAUAACUACAAUGCUCGCUCAAAAUCUGUCAAUGGACAGGCACAUCCUUCCGACACGGAGUAUAUGGAAAACUGGAUCUUGAAGGAAGAACUCGAAGGAAGAGACCCGUUGGAGCUCCCGUUAUCGAAAUCAAAAUCAACAAAGAGUGACACUAGGAUCAAGCUACACCAGUAUGGUAAUGAUUGGCAUAUCAAAUCGGCAGCCAAGGUCUUGUCAAUAUUCGUGAAGGCAAAUACCAUUCGAGAGGUCAAGGUUCCUGCCAAUAACUUCUAUAAUUCUCUUGUUGACUUCGUUAACGUGAAAAUGGAUUUUGAUGGCUGGCAAUCUACACGGAAAUCUAGAAGAGCCAGCUAUAGUCCAGAAGCUGACGAGGUCCAGGCAGUCUUGGAGUAUAUCCAUGGAAAAUCGAUGUCAGAAUCGAUGUCCUAUUACUUUUGCCAAUACCCAUUUUUAAUAUCGUUGGGAUCAAAAAUAUCCAUACUAGAGUAUGAGGCUCGAAGGCAGAUGGAACGGAAGGCAGAGGAAGCCUUUAUUAACUCGUUGGACAAACGAGUUGCAAUCGAUAUGUAUUUUAGAGUCAAGGUUAGAAGAGAAUAUGUUGUUCAAGAUUCGCUCAACUGCAUCAAAUCGAACCCAACUAACUUGAAGAAGAGUUUAAGGGUUCAGUUUUUGAACGAGCCAGGAAUUGACGCUGGUGGUUUAAGAAAGGAAUGGUUCUCUUUGUUGACCAAGGGGAUAUUCAGCCCACAAACUGGCAUGUUAUACAAUGUGGAGGAUUCUAAUUAUCUUUGGUUCAAUGUUAAACCAAUCGAGAACUUUGAGAUGUAUCACCUAUUUGGAGCUAUAUUGGGAUUGGCAAUUUACAACUCCACGAUUUUGGACCUCAAAUUUCCAUUGGCCAUUUACAAGUUAUUAUUGGGACAGCUGGUUGGAUUGGCUGACUACCAGCAAUUGUUCCCGGUCUCGUACAAGAAUUUGAUGGCUCUCAAGAAAUUUGACGAGGCCAAUUUGAGCUCUCUAGACUUAACGUUCGAGGUGACGUAUUCGGACGCAUUUGGAAGGCCACAUACAGCCGAAUUGAUAGCUGGUGGCAAGAAAAUUCAGGUUAAUGUGAGCAACCUAGGUCUUUACAUCCAAAAAUACUGCGAUUUCUUUAUUAAAGACGGGAUAAAGCCUCAAUUGGAUGCAUUUACCACUGGAUUCGCGAGGGUAAUUGGAGGCAACGGACUUUCGCUCUUUCUGGCUGAAGAGAUUCAUUUAUUAAUUUGUGGAAAUGAGGAGAGCGACAUCGACAUUGAUAUACUCAAGUCAGUCACCCAAUAUGCUGGCUGGAGUGGCGGAAAAGAGGAAGCAACGAACUCGCAGGUGAUCCAGUGGUUCUGGGAAUACUUUCAAAGUUUAAAUGCUAACCAGAGAAAGAAGUUUUUGGUGUUUGUGACAGGCUCAGACAGAGUUCCUGCUACAGGUAUCCAGAACUUGACGUUUAAAAUCAGUCUCAUGGGAAAGGACACCAAUAGAUUGCCCGUUGCUCACACCUGUUUCAACGAGUUGGCUCUCUACAACUACAGAAGCAAGGCGAUCUUGGUGGACAAGGUGAGCCGAGCAGUGAACGAGAGUGCAGGCUUUGGGCUCAAAUGAAAUGGAUAUAGUGGAGCGGUGUCUCCAGGCAUAAUAGAACACAACGGCGUUUGGC
This is a messenger RNA of Suhomyces tanzawaensis NRRL Y-17324, 2833 nucleotides long. Its product is annotated as putative E3 ubiquitin-protein ligase. Bases 142 to 2778 code for a protein of 878 amino acids. Lineage: Eukaryota; Fungi; Ascomycota; Pichiomycetes; Serinales; Debaryomycetaceae. The transcript has a single exon. Gene Ontology annotation, molecular function: ubiquitin protein ligase activity. The record is from RefSeq and is a predicted model, not a curated record. Gene Ontology annotation, biological process: protein polyubiquitination.